Papaver somniferum (opium poppy) is the source of this 1752-nucleotide messenger RNA. RefSeq names its product proline-rich receptor-like protein kinase PERK9. The record is from RefSeq and is a predicted model, not a curated record. Bases 38 to 1318 code for a protein of 426 amino acids. Lineage: Eukaryota; Viridiplantae; Streptophyta; Magnoliopsida; Ranunculales; Papaveraceae. The transcript has 2 exons.
CAGAGUUUCAAUAAAUUUACAGAGACAGAAGGAGAGAAUGGAGAAGGGAUCAAAAGUGGAUCAACUUGAUCCAAUAAUCAAUAAUCGUUUGGCAGAUCUUAAUCUUGGGAACAGUAACAAUAAUGGGUCUGUAAAUUUAACAACAAAUCGGUGUUCGAAAUGUGGUAGUAGUACUAUGAAGAGACCACGAUUAUCAUCAUCUUGUUUAGAGAACCCUAAUGAUCAAGAAUUAAUAAGAAACAAGAAGAUGAAGAUGAAGUUAAGUUCAAUUUCAGUUCCUGCAUACAAGAAGAAGAUGAAGUUGAGUCCUAUUUCAAUUCCUUCAUCGUCAUCUUUGGUUAACUCUAAUUUGAAUUCAUCAAGUCAAUCGUUUCUUUUAUCACCAAAAACUGUUGUUUCUCCAUCUCCAGGAACUCCCCCCAAAACUAAUAUUAUUUUCCUUGGUGCCAUUUCUUCUUCACAGGCAAACCCUAAGAACCCAUCUCCAAUUCAACCAACCUCUCUUAACCCUGAUUCACCAUUCUGGUGGAUCUCAUCUCGAUCUCCAUCACCAUCCCCUCCUUCCUCUGUUUCAUCACACUUCUCUCCUUCCUUUCUUUCACCAUCACCAUCCCCUCCAUCUGUUUCACCACCAUUCUCUCCUCCAUCUGUUUUACCACCAUUCUCUCCUCCAUCUGUUUCACCACCAUUCUCCCUUCCAUCUGUUUCACCACCAUUCUCUCCUCCAUCUGUUUCAUCACCACCAUUCUCUCCUCCAUCCGUUUCACCACCAUUCUCCCCUCCAUCUGUUUCAUCACCACCAGUUUUUUCUUUCUUAACCCCAAGAAAACCCGGGAAAGAACUCAUUCCUUCUGCUUUAUCUACGCAAUUGAGUAGCCCAAGAAUGGAGGGCGCAACGGCAAAUAAACCCAAUUGUUUUCUUUCACUUUCUUUUGGUUGUGGGUCUAAAGAUUCACAAUCGUCACUGUCACCAUUACCAUCACCAACACCAUCAUCCACUGCAGCAACUGAGAAUGAAGGUUCAAAGGCACAAGCUGUGACAGUAAGGCCAUGUUUGCCACCGCGUGCUCCUCCUAUACGUCGGUGUCUUUCUGAUCCUUAUUCUUUACCUACCACAACUACUACUGCUGUUGCUCCAACCCCAUUCAACAGUAAUGAUCAGAUGAACCAGAAUUCGGCGUGUCAGAAUACUGUAAGAGGUGGCCAUACUCCUCCGGGCGCUGCUUCGGUACAUAAUGUUGUAAGAUAUGGAAAUGCAGUUCAAGAACACAUACGCGCUGGUUGCAAGAGAAGGUUCUCGCCAGUGCUUCUUGCAUGAGUGCAUAUUUACCUAAUUCUAUCAGAAAAAACAGCAUUAUGUUUUCAUCACGGCUCCAGGAUCGUCUUCUAUUCUUUUCAUUUAUAAUGCAUUUGAUUCACUUCAACAAUUUCAUUAACACGAUGAGGCUUUCACUGUGGAAACUGCAUUGCUGAACCUGUCUUUGAGAGUCACGGUUUGGCUGCUGAUAUCAACAAUCAGGUCCUCUUUCUCCUUUCGAAGCAUCAAUUAACUUUUCUAUCUAAGAAGUUGUUUCGAACUUCGAUAUUUGUUGUUCAUAACGAGGUCGCAGGAGGUUGUGGCAAAUGAAAAUGUCAGUUCAAUUUGAGAGAGAUGAGAGACACUAUGAGAAGCAGAAACAAGUUGUGUUUGCCAUUACCGAAAUGCUUUUGUAGUUUGUUUUUUCUUUUAUUGUAGGUUGCUGUUUUUUUUGU